GCUGGACGAGUCCAGUUCUGAGUGCUCGAGAACAGACCCUUCAGAACCUGUACACCUUGGACCCAUCCCAGAAGAGCAGUAUGUAGGCGAAGGAACCGAGGAACCAGUGCCUCAAGCGCCACACGCCCACUACAGGGACGCAGAAACAAUCACAGAUGUUUGUAACAGCACAGAGCUCCCUGAGGUGGAGAUUAUCAGUCUGUUGGAGGAGCAGUUGCCGGUCUACAGGCUGAGGGCAGACUGUGUGUAUGGCUAUGAGCACGACGACUGGAUCCACACACCUCUCAUCUCGCCCGACACACGCAUAGACCUCACCUCAGAGCAGAUUGAGGAGACGCUCAACUACUUUUUACUAUGUGCUGAGCGAGUGGGCCAGAUGACCAAGACCUACAAUGACAUCGACGCUGUCACAAGACUUCUGGAGGAGAAAGAGCGGGAUCUGGAGCUCGCUGCCCGCAUCGGUCAGUCCCUCCUGAAGAAGAACCGUGUUCUGUCAGAGCAGAACGAAUACCUGGAGGAACAAGUGGGCACCAUCAGGGAGGAGGUGGCUCAGCUGCACCAUGAGUUGAAUCUAAAAGAUGAGCUCCUGCAGUUCUACACUAAUGCAGUGGAGGAGAUCGAAGAGGGGUCUGGAUCGCCCACGAGUCAACAGGGAAGGGCAGGAGUUUCUGCCCGUGGUGGUUCCUCUCUGGACAUUCUGCCAAAACUCAGAGACCUGGAGGAGGAAAAUCUCUCUCUCAGAUCAGAGGCGAGUCAGCUGAAGUCUGAGACCGAGUCCUAUGAGGAGAAGGAACAGCAGCUGGUGAAUGACUGCGUCAGAGAGCUAAGGCAGUCCAGCAUCCAGAUCUCCAGUAUAGCAGAAGAACUGGCCAAAAAAACUGAAGAUGCCUCUCGCCAACAGGAGGAAAUAACACACCUUCUCUCUCAGAUAGUGGACCUGCAGAAAAAAGCCAAAACAUUUGCUGUCGAGAACGAAGAACUUUCUCAGCACCUUUCGGCAGCUAAAGAUGCUCAAAGACAGCUUACAGUCGAGCUGCAGGAGCUGGAGGAGAAAUACUCAGAGUGCAUUGAAAUGCUCCAUGAGGCUCAAGAGGAGCUCAAGAACCUACGGAACCGCAGUGUGUCCGCAGGAACUCCUCGACGCUAUCACCCUCUGGGACUUUUUCCCAUGGACUCCCUGGCUGCUGAAAUUGAGGGAACCAUGAGGAAGGAAUUGAGUCUGGAGAAUCCUGACAAUGAAGAACAGAGGGUUCGUCAUAAGCGUGUGUUUGAGACCGUGAAGAACAUCAACCAGUCUGUCAGACAGCGAUCUGCUAAUUCUGCUACCAACAUCCCUGGGUCCAAUCAGACGCUCUCCUCCCUUGGCUCCGCCCUCUCUGACAGCAAUAGCAACAAUGCAGCGCCUGAUAACCGUACACAGAGCAUGCUCCAGGAGACCGGCCCCUCAGAUGCUGCUGUGGACGCCCCUGAGAAGCGAUCUGGCUCUGAGGAGCUCAAACUCGCUCUGAGGCGACUGUCUCUGCGACGGCAGAACUGUCUGAGCGAGCGUCUCUUCUUCGAGGGGGAGCGGGAGAGGCGUAAUCGAGAGCCAGCGGACAGUGGAGAUUACUCAAACAGGCUGGUGCACAGCGAGAGCAUUAUGUCCCUGGGCGCUUGGGCCAGCCGGCCCUAUCUUCCCGACAAGCUCCAGAUUGUCAAACCUCUGGAAGGCUCAGCUACGCUUCAGCACUGGCAGCAGUUGGCUCAGCCUAAUCUGGGUGGUAUCCUGGAUGCUCGACCUGGUGUGGUCCCGAAAGGCUUCCGUCCCUUGGAGCUGGACCUGGAGGAAGUAUAUCACUAUGCCGAUUAUGAGGAAGAUGAACCUGGAGAGCAGUAUUUUCAGAACCUUCCCACCACAACCACAACCACAUCCAAUUCCAGUGUCCCUCCUGCCCAUAGCCUCGCCCCCUCAGCCUCCCCGUCACCAUGUCUCAGCACAGGUCACGCUUCCAUAGAGUUCUCAAUGUAUUUCCCAGGCAAAUGCAUGGCUCACACAAGUUCAACCUACACCUUCACCACCUGCAAAAUCCUCCAUCCAUCUGAUGAGCUCACAAGGGUGACACCCAGUUUAAACCCCGUCCCCACCUCGUCCUGCGUGGUAUCAAGCAGUCUGCGCUCAACUCCUGCCGCCACGCCGUGUACCCCUCGGAGAAUGAGUCUGUCCCAGUCUCAGUCCUUCACCAACCUGCGGGACUCCACCAAAACCUUCAGCACAUCUUUGGGCCUGGUUCGCCUCCUGCAGGAGAGGGGCAUCUCUGCUGCCGUGUACCAGCCUCAGAGCUGGGACAGAGGAAGCGGAGGAGUCCUCUUCUCCACCUCAGUUCUUCCUCCUCCACCUCCCGACCCGAACAGACCCAUCACUCCACCAAAUUCCCCCACCCGUUGCACUCCCAGCCCAGGUUCAGCGGUUUCUGAUGCAGACACCUCCAUGCCUUUCUCUUUCAAGAGCCCAUCCUAUGAAAACUUCUUGGCUUCCAAGCCAGCAAGGUCUAUUUUGAAAGAGGUGGCAGGGGUGUCUGGGGCUCAGGCUAAAGACUGUGAGAGCCAAACUGAUGUCAGUAUGUACAGUCUCAACUUGGUUGAUAAGCUGAAAAGGUUGGGGUUGGCAAGCCCUGGGGCUUCUGGGGCAACGGGGGGAGGGAUUCCAAGGCCAAGCCCACUUAUAGGUCCUUUGGGUGGGCUUCGGAGGGCAGGGUCCCCCUUUAGUCCACUAAACGAAGGUAUGAGGAGGAAUCGAAGCUAUCCUGCUAUGGUUGGGGCCAGUAUGGCAAUGAAGGGGCCCGGCCCUCAAGGGGACGAAAUGCUACUGGCUCCUAAACUACCCAAGCAAACAAGUCUUAAAUAAUAAGUUAUGCAUAAUAAUGAAUCACACAAUCAGGGGAUUGUACCUCACUAACUUACUAACACAUAAUUCUAGUCAUAACUUGUAAUAUACACUAAAAAACACUCUCACCUAAAGUGAUAAUUCACCCCCCUCCCAAAAAAAGAAAGAAAAUUCUGACAUUUACUCACCCUUAUAUUAUUCCAAAUCUGACUUCACAGAAGACAAAAUUAUUGGACCUCUUUGACUUUUGUUGGCCUUUUCAGAAGAAACGUUUUGACAUUAUUUACAUGUUGUUUCAAACCUGUAUUUCCUUUUUCUGCUGAACACAGAAGAUGUUUUGAAAAAUGUUGGCAGCUAAACAGUUAAACAUUAUGGACAAUAAAAUACAGUUGAAAUCACUGGGAACCAAAACUGUUUGGUUAUAAACAUACUUACAUUCGAAACAUUCAAUAUCUUCUUUCGUGCUCAGCAGAGGAAACAAAUGCAUAAAAUACAAAAAAGAAAAAAAUACAGUGGAAAUCAAUAGGAACCAAAACUCUUUGGUUAUAAACACUCUUGAAAAUAUCUUAUUUUGUGUUCAGCAGAAGAAUCAAAUGCAUAAAGAUUUGGAACAACAUGAAAGUGAGUAAAUGAAGAGAGAAUAUUCAUUUGUAUCUUAAUAAAAACACACAUAUGCAGAUGGUAGUUUAAAGUGUUAUUUUAAUUCAUUAUAAUAGGUCUGUAUGUUUUCUCCUCACUAACUCCUUGAUUUGCCCUGUACAAUCUGAUGUGACAUGUAUCCUGUAGAGAUGGUGCUGAUUAUAUGUAACCUUUGACCUCACUUUGACUUUCCAGCCAGUGCACAUGCAGGAAGGAAAAAAUCUACAAAAACCAAAUGAACUAGAAAAUCUGCAGUCAUAUGUAUGGUUCAUUCACUAUGAAUAAGAACUAAGUUCAGUUAUUACACUUGAUGUGUAUUUUUCGAGCUGAGGGCAUUAACAGGGUAUAUGAAAAUGUAUCGAUCUGGAAUCAAUGGUGUUCUGUUCCUGCUUUUGGCAACUAUAAAAUAUUUUCCACGGUUGCCUACUGGUUUUGAAGGAUGGCAUUUGAGUUUCUGUAUUGAUGCUAGCAGAUAGGAUGUGCAGCAUUGGUUUAAUCACCCACCUCAACCAACUCUCUUUUCCUCCAUUACUCUGUCUAUAUUUAUCUGUCUGUCUCAGGGACGUCCUUCACUGACAGGAUGGCCCAGGUCUGUCUAUACCUUUUUUUUUUAGAAGACAAAUCUUUAAUAAUGUAGUGCCAGUUGUAGUUUUUCAUGUGAUGAGUGGGUGAAUGAAUUGAGGGUUAUUGGCUACAUGUAUAGACUGAUUUCAGAAAGUGCUGCUGUCUUGCUGGUUUUCUAUGUAAAGAAGCGAGUGCCUGUAUUUCAGUCAUCUGUCAUGUCAGAGUUUUUACUGAACAACUGGAAAACGUUGGAGAGCACUAAUGAGCACUGAGCACUUGUGUUUAUAGCGAUUUUAUUAGCUUUAUUUAUUCAUUUACCUUGUUUUGUUGUUUCAUGUUAUUUGAAAUGUGCACUAAGACGUUCUAAUGUGCUGUUUAACACCACCUGUUUCAUAACAUUUUUGAGAUUUAGUCGCUCUCAGAUAAUGGUCGUACAAGGGAAAGGCUUUUAGAUUAGUGACUUCGCAAUAAUGUUCGUUUGAAUUAUUUUAUUUUCAAAUAAAAAUACUGUAAAUGCAGAGAAAUAAAAUGUAUGCUUCUUGUCUACCCACAACUG
Molecule: messenger RNA, 4622 nt
Organism: Cyprinus carpio (common carp)
Lineage: Eukaryota; Metazoa; Chordata; Actinopteri; Cypriniformes; Cyprinidae
Gene: trak1b
Product: trafficking kinesin-binding protein 1-like
Biological process (GO): neurogenesis; anterograde axonal transport of mitochondrion; endosome to lysosome transport
Cellular component (GO): dendrite
Molecular function (GO): GABA receptor binding
Source: RefSeq, a predicted model, not a curated record